GAAGACAAUUCUAGUAGAAAUUCCGGUGAUGUCAGCAGAGAGACAUACAGAGUACAGACCGAGAAACUUUAGAAGACAGAGAGCGGGAGAGGCGCCCAGGAGCUGAGAGGAAUUUUAAAUUUUUAUAAUGGAGGCUCCUCCAGUAACCUCGAUGCCUGUAUCAGGUGGAACUAUCAACAUGAUGGAGUAUUUACUGCAAGGAAGUAUCCUAGACCAAGGCCUGGAGAGUCUCCUCCACAGAUUACGUGGACUGUGCGACAGCGCGGAAGAGACCUUUUCUGAUCAUGAGAGUGUUUAUCUUCUGAAGGGCCAGCAGGCCAGCCCUUUUGUUCUACGAGCACGACGCUCCCUGGACAGGCCAGGGGCUCCAUGGCACCUUCGUUACCUGGGCCAACCAGAGUCUGGAGACCGUAGUCGACAUGCACUGGUGCGCAACUGCGUGGAUAUUUCUACCUCAGAAGUCCUGCCAGAAUUCCUGCAGGAAAUGGGCUUUCGAAUGGACCAUGAGUUUGUGGCACGUGGACACAUGUUCCGUAAGGGUGCCAUGAAAGUGGCAGUGUACAAGGUGUGUCGGGUACUUGUGUCUGGUGCUCCUGAGGGAACUGAGCCUUUGUCAUUGUCUUAUCUGGUAGAACUUAGUGCAGUGGCACCAGCUGGACAGGACUCUGUGGCUGAUGAGGUUAGAAACUUUGCUGAGCAGCUGAGGCCAUUGGUGCAGCUGGAGAAGAUUGACCCAAAACGAGUAAUGUGAAGAGAAUUAAUUUUCAAUGUGAAACUCUCUUUGGCAGCUAAAGGAUUAUAUGGCAUGCUUGGCUGUGCAAUCUGACUUGAAAUGGCUUUUACUUCUAUGUUGAACUAAUUGUGUAGUUGAGUUUUUUGGUUUUUUUCUUUUUUCCUAAUGUAAAGUGGUCAUCUUACUAAAUGUUAUAGCUUAA
This is a messenger RNA of Bombina bombina (fire-bellied toad), 935 nucleotides long. RefSeq names its product mediator complex subunit 18 (gene MED18). Gene Ontology annotation, biological process: regulation of transcription by RNA polymerase II; termination of RNA polymerase II transcription. Lineage: Eukaryota; Metazoa; Chordata; Amphibia; Anura; Bombinatoridae. The record is from RefSeq and is a predicted model, not a curated record. Gene Ontology annotation, molecular function: transcription coregulator activity. Gene Ontology annotation, cellular component: mediator complex; core mediator complex. The transcript is spliced from 3 exons. The coding region runs from base 128 to 751 and encodes 207 amino acids.